Molecule: messenger RNA, 2342 nt
Organism: Sodiomyces alkalinus F11
Lineage: Eukaryota; Fungi; Ascomycota; Sordariomycetes; Glomerellales; Plectosphaerellaceae
Product: LETM1-domain-containing protein
Exons: 2
Coding region: 253-1890 (545 amino acids)
Biological process (GO): intracellular monoatomic cation homeostasis
Cellular component (GO): mitochondrial inner membrane
Molecular function (GO): ribosome binding
Source: RefSeq, a predicted model, not a curated record
CGCAUCUUCCUUCGUACAAGUUAUAUCCAUAUGACAACUGGACUCUGACCAACAUCAACGAUUGUAGUCCCGACUUGACCCAACCGACUGUCGAUACCUUUCACUUUGUUUGUUUUGUCUAUCCGUCCAUUCAUCCGCCGUUACAAAAUCCCACCGACCAGCGCCACUUCAUUCGGUGGACCGUUACCCAUGAUCCCUCCGCUGUGGUAGCUGCACGCCUUCCAGAACCCAACCCCAAGACGCAUCUCGAUAAUGAGUGCUUCUACCAACAUCGCCCGUCGGGCCGCCUUCCUAGGCAAUGCACGCGCCAUGUCAGCAUUGACUUUGCCGCCGCCUACCCUCGGUCGAUACGCGAGACACCUGCCUCGAAAGACAUCCGCCAUUGCCAUUCUCAUCCCUUUGCGGCAUUUGGGAACAGACCAUCACACCCAGAGCCAGUCGCAAUCCGCCCCCCCGCCUGGUUUCAACGUGGAGCAAGCUAAGAAGCCGCUACCAAAGGAGAAUACCUCGGCUGCGAAAACGGACCAAAAAUCGAAGGACUCGAAUUCCAAGACAGCCAAUAACGAAGGCGCCCAAGCCGUCUCCAAGGAUUCUGUCAAGGGAGUGAAGGCUGACUCGGAUGCGAGCCUGACCGACCUGGCGAAUGCGAAACAGGCCGCCGUCGACAACAAGAAAGAUGGCCAGAAGGACAAGAAGACCCUCUGGCAGAAGAUCAAACACGAAGUACAACACUACUGGGAUGGAACCAAGUUGCUUGCCGUUGAGGUUAAGAUCAGCACUCGCCUGGCUGUCAAGAUGGCUGCAGGAUACGAGCUCAGCCGGAGAGAGAAUCGUCAAUUGAAGCGGACCGUGCAGGACCUUGGCCGCCUAAUUCCAUUCUCCGUCUUCAUUAUCGUCCCUUUUGCCGAACUCCUUCUGCCCGUUGCCCUUAAGCUGUUCCCCAACUUGCUGCCAAGCACCUACGAGGCCCAGAAAUCCAAAGACGCCAAGGCAACCACUCUGCGUACGACCCGCAAGGAAGUGAGCGAUUUCUUGCGGCGCAGCCUAAAGGAAACCGGUCUUCCCGUAACGCCAGCGACUAUCCAGCGUGAGGAGUUCACAACUUUCUUCAGGAAACUGCGGUCCUCCGCCGAAACACCUACGGACGACGAUGUCAUCAAGGCAUGCCAGAUCUUCAAGGACGAUUUGACCUUGGACAACCUCUCCAGGCCACAGCUGGUGUCCAUCUGCCGGUACAUGAACCUGAACACUUUCGGCACCGAUAACAUGCUGCGGUACCAGAUUCGGCAUCGCAUGAAGCAAAUCAAGAGAGACGACAGGCAAAUCAGCUACGAAGGCGUUGAUAGUCUGACGUCAGGCGAGCUGCAGAUGGCCUGUGCCAGUCGUGGUAUCCGGACCCAGAGCGUAUCGCCCGCCAGGAUGCGGGAGUAUUUGCAACAGUGGCUGGACCUCCGGCUCACGGACCGUGUGCCGUCGACUCUGCUUGUGCUGAGCAACGCCUAUAUGUACGGCCAGGGAGCUGGCGGUAGCACUAGCCAGAUCGACGCUUUGGUGGGCGUUCUCUCGUCUAUCCCCGACGAGCUGCUCCACGAGAUUGCUCUGGAGGUUCACACGGCCGAGGGAGCGGCCACUAAUAAACAGCGGUUGGAGGUCCUCAAGGAGCAGGAAGACCUCAUCGAGGAAGAGAACGACCAGAACCAGGAGAACGCCAUCACCGGCCUGGCCACUCCGCGCGACGUCGAGGACAUCGACGACAAGGAUGAGACGCAUGUUCCUGUCGAGGCCAAGUCGGUGGGUGCUGACGCGGUGCGGGAGGCUGAGGAGGCGGAGCAGGAAGCAGUGGCUGCCAAGCGCCAGCAGCAAGCCGAUAUGGAGCAGAAGAAGCCUUGAACGGCACGCGGAAGGCUCUUCUUCGUCGUUCGCUCUACGCGUGCUUUUUUCUUUUUUUCUUUCUUUUUCUUUCUUUCUUUUGUGUCUGGGAACCUAACCCCCUUGUAUUCCAUCACCUAUGUCCAGCUAACGAUGUCUGAGAGGUGUAUAACUUCACCCAGCACGAGGCGUGCAAAACUGAGAUCAAUACAUAACACCAAGGGGAAUGGGCAUGGGUUAAGCUGAUAGAUGACAUUCUUCUCAGGAAAGGCAGAUAUAAUUCCACUUUUGUAUUAUGAUGGAGGCACUCUAGUAAUCCUGUACAUAUUAUAAAUAAAACGACUUAUCUCUGGUUAUAAGAUCGACCACUCCAAUAUCGUAGCUAGGUAUCGCGAACUUCAUACCGAUCACUGCUGUGUCUGCGGUGUUACGCUAUUGACAUCUGUGGUCUGAGCUGGCUUGUUCCAGGUUGC